CUCUCUCUCUCUCUCUUCUCAUCUCUUUGAUCACUUAUGUUUAAAUUCGCAUCUGGGUGGCUUCAUGGGUGUUUCUUUCUUACAAUGCAUUUUGGAUAACACGUGGUUUGACGACAAUGGCACCAGCCUAACAGUAUCUGCAAUGGGGCUUCUCACCACUAUUCGACAGAUUAAAAGGAAGGAGAAGCAAAUACGUCUACUCAUGGUUGGGCUUGACAAUUCGGGCAAGACUACAAUUGUGAUGAGGGUUAAUGGGGAGGACAUCAGCCUUGUCACUCCCACCCUCGGCUUCAACAUCAAGACCCUCACUUACCUCAAGUAUACUCUGAAUAUAUGGGAUGUGGGGGGUCAGAAAACACUACGAUCUUAUUGGAGAAACUAUUUUGAACAAACUGAUGGUCUUGUAUGGGCGGUCGACAGUUCUGAUCUCAGACGAUUAGACGACUGCAAAAUGGAGCUCCAUAAUCUUCUCAAGGAAGAGAGGCUAUCAGGAUCCUCCUUAUUGAUUCUAGCAAAUAAGCAGGACAUAAAAGGUGCCCUUACUCUAGAAGAAAUUUCCAAGGUUUUGAACUUGGAGGCUAUAGAUAAAACUCGACACUGGAAUAUUGUUGGCUGCAGUGCAUACACAGGUGAGGGACUGCUUGAAGGAUUUGAUUGGUUGGUCCAAGACAUUGCCUCUAGGAUCUAUGUGCUUGACUAAGGCCAGUUUUCAGUAAUUCUAAUUUCGGU
Messenger RNA from Fragaria vesca subsp. vesca, 729 nucleotides. Its product is annotated as probable ADP-ribosylation factor At2g18390-like. Gene Ontology annotation, molecular function: GTP binding; GTPase activity. The record is from RefSeq and is a predicted model, not a curated record. Gene Ontology annotation, biological process: protein folding. Gene Ontology annotation, cellular component: cytoplasm; microtubule cytoskeleton. NCBI's taxonomy places the organism in Eukaryota, Viridiplantae, Streptophyta, Magnoliopsida, Rosales, Rosaceae. Bases 65 to 700 code for a protein of 211 amino acids. The transcript is spliced from 5 exons.